CUGGUGGUGAUCCCCGAUCACCGGUUAGGUCCCAACGCAAGUAGCGAUAAUACCACUCAGGGCGGCGUCGUUCCGGUCGAGCGGGAGGCUGAUAACGACCCCUGCCACCUCGGCCACCACGACCACCUCGGUCACCACGAUCACCACGGCCGCCACCUCGGCCACCUCGACCACCUCGGUCAACCCAGCCUCCACGAUCACCACGGUCACCACGGCCACCUCUACCACCUCGGUCAACCCAGCCUCCACGGCCACCCCAUCCACCGCGGUCACCACGAUCACCACGGCCACCUCGACCACCUCGGUCAACCCAACCUCCACGGCCACCCCAUCCACCACGACCACCACGUUCGCCCCGUUCGGCCCAUUCGCCACCUCGAAACAUGA
Messenger RNA from Colletotrichum karsti, 387 nucleotides. Its product is annotated as urease accessory protein UreE. Lineage: Eukaryota; Fungi; Ascomycota; Sordariomycetes; Glomerellales; Glomerellaceae. The transcript has a single exon. The record is from RefSeq and is a predicted model, not a curated record.